AUGAAACAUUUUACGAACGACAGCGAAGAAUUUUUAUCCGGCGCCGCUCUCAUCAAACCCCGUUUCCCUCCCAUGAUAUCUUUAUCAGAUCUCGUAUCUAACAGGAGGAAUGGGGAUGUGCCUUCGCGUUCUCCGAACGCUUUCAUGAUAUACAGAAAAGCUUUCGUAUCCGAACUUCACAGCAAAGGUUAUUAUUUGUCCAUGACUACGGCUUCAUCUUUGGCCUCGGCUUCUUGGAAGAAAGAGCCAGAGGCGGUCAAAGAAGAGUAUAGGCGUCUAGCAAAUGAAGCAAAGAGCUGCCAUUUACGGCUCUUCUCAAACAAAAUACCGCGAAAGAAACGCCAGCAACCCAAAGUUCGCACCGGAACUUGGAUGCAUAUAACCCCGAAUUUUAACACCGAUUCACCCGUUGAUUCCCCGGUAACAGAUACGUCGUUUAUCGAAACGGGGAUUCCAAGUCAACAACACACACCUUUGAACUAUUCUCCCACUAAUGAUGGUGCCACGUAUUUCUACGCUCCUGAAACGACUCAUUUUUUUCCACACGAAUUCACUGAACAACAUUCAGAAUAUAUGGGGACACCAAGUUUCAUUACUUCAGGCUUGGGCACGGAUCCCAGCUUUUGUCAAUACAACUUUCUAGAGAAUAGCUCAAAUCCAUAUUUACUUCAUGAAACGAUAAUGCCAGAAAUACAAUAUCCGUU
This is a messenger RNA of Acaulospora morrowiae, 704 nucleotides long. The record is from the annotation of a GenBank genome assembly. NCBI's taxonomy places the organism in Eukaryota, Fungi, Glomeromycota, Glomeromycetes, Diversisporales, Acaulosporaceae.